Lates calcarifer (barramundi perch) is the source of this 1914-nucleotide messenger RNA. RefSeq names its product oxytocin receptor a (gene oxtra). Gene Ontology annotation, cellular component: membrane. The coding region runs from base 585 to 1766 and encodes 393 amino acids. The record is from RefSeq and is a predicted model, not a curated record. Gene Ontology annotation, biological process: regulation of systemic arterial blood pressure by vasopressin; G protein-coupled receptor signaling pathway; maternal process involved in parturition. Gene Ontology annotation, molecular function: vasopressin receptor activity; oxytocin receptor activity; peptide binding. The transcript has 2 exons. NCBI's taxonomy places the organism in Eukaryota, Metazoa, Chordata, Actinopteri, Centropomidae.
CUGUAGCGCUGGCCAUUUCGAUCCUUACCAGAGAUGAUGAUGGGGCUUUGGAAUCUCCGCUGCAUUUUCCUUUUUGUUUCGAUACUUUUAUUUUGAGAUUUUGAAGGCAAACAUAUGUUUUUGCUCGACCAUAACCCUGCUAAUUCUCUGGAUUUACUCAGACCAUGAUUUUGGUUUUGGAGAAUUACUUUGACCAGUGAGGUGUACCAGUCGUGUAUUUUAGACCCUGGUUUUGCUGUUUGUGGUCCACACUGUAGCUUUUUGCAUCUUAGGUAUACUUUACACAGGCUUCCAGAUUUUAUCAAAUGCUUCAGAUUGUUUAGACAAUUGGAAAGAUUUGCUCCUCUCCUCUGUGGACUCGUGCGUCCUCUGUUCUUAGAAGACAUGGGUGAUUGAGGCUCAACAAAACGUGAAUCCUUUUUUUUCACUUAAAAAUGUUUUGAGCCUUCUCAUAUCGCACCCUUCCUCUUGUCACCUGUGAGGACACCAGGAAGAUUUUAUCACUUAGGACCAUCCAGGUGCCUGUUCCAGCCAUUGCAUGACUGCACAACCCUGACGCAUCUGCAGAGGACACGACUGCGGCAAUGGAGAGUAUUUCAAACGAAAGUGACUUUUGGCAAUUCAACGAAUCCUGGAGGAACUCGAGUCUCUUCAACGGUACCGGUGGGUUGAAUCAGACGAAUCCGCUGAAGCGAAAUGAGGAGGUCGCGAAGGUGGAGGUGACCGUGCUCGCCCUGGUGCUGUUUUUGGCGCUGGCGGGGAACCUGUGCGUCCUGCUGGCCAUCCACACUACCAAACACAGUCAGUCCCGAAUGUAUUACUUCAUGAAGCACCUGAGCAUCGCUGAUCUAGUUGUGGCGAUUUUUCAGGUUCUCCCUCAACUUAUCUGGGACAUUACAUUUAGGUUCUACGGGCCGGACAUUUUGUGCAGAUUAGUGAAAUACCUGCAGGUCGUUGGGAUGUUCGCGUCCACUUAUAUGUUAGUUUUGAUGUCUGUAGACAGGUGUUUGGCCAUUUGUCAGCCCCUUCGUUCUUUGCAUAGGAGAAAAGAUCGUUUCUAUGUCAUAUUUUCUUGGGUCCUGAGCCUGCUCUUCAGUAUCCCGCAGAUGUUCAUCUUCUCUCUGAGAGAGGUCGGCUCGGCCGGAUCAGGAGUGUAUGACUGCUGGGGUGACUUCGUGAAGCCUUGGGGUGCCAAAGCUUAUAUCACAUGGAUCAGCCUCACCAUAUAUAUCAUUCCCGUGGCCAUACUGAGCAUUUGCUAUGGUUUGAUAAGCUUCAAAAUAUGGCAAAACUUUAAACUGAAAACCAGGCGGGAGCAGUGCAUAAGCCUGACGCCCAAAACCUCCAAAGGCAACACGCUGGCCCGCGUGAGCAGCGUUAAGCUCAUCUCCAAGGCGAAGAUUACCACAGUGAAGAUGACUUUUGUAAUCGUCGUGGCUUACAUCGUCUGCUGGACCCCCUUUUUCUCUGUUCAGAUGUGGUCUGCCUGGGAUCCAGCAGCGCCUCGUGAGGCCAUGCCCUUCAUCAUCUCCAUGCUGCUGGCCAGCCUCAACAGCUGCUGUAACCCCUGGAUCUACAUGUGCUUCGCGGGGCAUCUGUUCCAUGAUCUCAGGCAGAACUUUCUGUGCUGUUCUGCUCGCUACCUCAAGACAUCCCAGUGCCGCUGUGAGCGUGAUUUUGAUUCCAGUCACAAGAGCAACUCCUCAACCUUUGUUAUUAAGAGCACUAGCAGUCAGAGGAGCAUCACACAGACAUCUACUACAUAAGUACUCACCCUCCCUUUCUAUUCUCAAACUGCCCACCUGGGCCUUUCACCACAUGCAGUCACCCCUAAAAUACCCUAGCAGUUUGACUUCUUCAGAUACCUCUUGCCCCGAGGCUUGCUCUUCAAGCUCAAAAGGGGAAUAACAACGA